This is a messenger RNA of Cicer arietinum (chickpea), 951 nucleotides long. Its product is annotated as transmembrane emp24 domain-containing protein p24delta3-like. The record is from RefSeq and is a predicted model, not a curated record. Lineage: Eukaryota; Viridiplantae; Streptophyta; Magnoliopsida; Fabales; Fabaceae.
AAGCAAGAGCCAAUAUUGAACGAAAUUAUAAUUGUAUCUUUCUGUUGUUGGAACCUCGAGAAAUAUUUAGUUCUAAGAAAAUAGUUUCUUGUUCAAAAUUCAAACUAUGAACUUUAGAGAUGGAAAUGGAAUCAUUUUUUUAUUUUUGUUAACAACUCUGUCUCAAGUGUUUCUAAAAGCAGAGGCUGUGUGGUUGAGGAUUCCUAGUUCAGACACUAAGUGCGUGUCUGAGAAAAUCCAAACAAACGUCGUCGUUUUAGGCACUUACUUUAUUGUAAGGUAUGAAGGCCCCCAGCCUUACACAAUUUCCGCCAAUCUAACAUCUCCUUCUGGAAACAACCUUCACCAAAAUGAAAAUGCGACAAAUGGAAAGUUUGCAUUUACAACUGAAGAAAGUGGAAUCUAUGUGGCAUGCUUUUGGAUGUGUACAAAACAAGAAGAAGUUGGUAGAAUUGUCAGCCUUGAUUGGAAAACUGGAAUUUCAACCAAAGAUUGGGACUCUGUUGCAAAGAAAGAAAAGAUUCAGAGAGUUGAACUUGAAAUCAUGAAGCUUGAAGAACUGGUGGGUGGCAUCCAGAGCUAUCUAAUUUAUUUUAAGGAUAAGGAAGCUAAGAUGAGGGAAGAUAGUGAAAGAACACAUGCUAGAGUUUCUUGGUUUAAUAUCAUGUCUCUUGGGCUCUGCGUUUUAGUUUCAGCGUUGCAACUUUGGUAUAUGGAGCACUUCUUUCGAAAGAAGAAGCUCAUAUAGAUAUUGCCAUUUGUAUGAGAUUUCUCGAUACAAUUAUAUUUUGCUCAUGCUUUUGAGAAUCUAUGAUGAAUUCUAUGUACUCGAAAUGAUUUGAAAUUGCAGUCGCAAUUGCAACAUUUGUUUUUGUGAGCAUUAUAGUUGUUACGAUGUGUAUUGCAGUUGUGUAGCAUGAAUUUAUAUUUUAUUAACAUCACAUAUUAAAA